AUGAGGAAGGGCGUGUUGAUGCUUCUCUCGGCUCUCUUCCUCUCUCUCCUUCCUCCUGGACUCUCUGAUGUGGUGGACACGUUCAGUGAGAAAAACUGUCUGACCUUCUUUCUGAAUGGGAAAACUCCAAGUAUUCCAGGUAUUUUGGUUAAUGGGAAUGUCCAGGACCAGAAACGCUACAAGCCAAUCUGCCAGAAUUACACCAAAGUCUACAGGUUUGCAACUCUGUACGACACGGCCAACAAGAUCCCUGUGUUCUCAGCCUACAAGUUCACUGGUUUUGUAAAAGGGAGACCAAGUCAAGCCUGGAUGAUUGAACCUGAGCUGGAACAGCAGGCUUUGGACGCUGACUACAAUGUUGGAAACCGAAAUGACAUGCACAGAGGACACCUUUAUCCAUGUUCGCACGCUAAUUGUUAUACAGAACAGCGGGCCACUUUCACCCUGACCAACGCUGUCCCCCAAGUGAGCUCAUUCAACAUAGGCAGCUGGAAGAAGGUGGAAGGCAGUAUCAGGUUAGAAAUGAAGAAGUCCUGUCUUCAGAAGAGAAAACAAAUAGAAGCCUAUGUGGUGACCGGAGCGAUUCCUGGGAAGAAAAUAAUGAACAAUGAAGUGAACAUCCCGUCUGUCAUGUGGACCGCCUACUGCUGUUACAACAGUGAAACAAAGAAUUGGAUCUCCAAAGCACACUGGGGUCUGAACAAGCCGGAAAGGAAGGGGAUAAAACAGACAGGGAAAACUUUGGAAGAGCUAGAAAACAUGUUGAACCGAUCCUAUGGUGACGGCGUCAAGGUUUUCCCAGAUUGUCCGCGGACCGUGAUGGCCAGGAAACGGAAUUGGAGUGAGACAAAUGAAAUAGAGGAUUUCUAUUAG
Esox lucius (northern pike) is the source of this 873-nucleotide messenger RNA. RefSeq names its product endonuclease domain-containing 1 protein-like. Lineage: Eukaryota; Metazoa; Chordata; Actinopteri; Esociformes; Esocidae. The record is from RefSeq and is a predicted model, not a curated record. Gene Ontology annotation, molecular function: hydrolase activity; metal ion binding; nucleic acid binding. The coding region runs from base 1 to 873 and encodes 290 amino acids. The transcript is spliced from 2 exons.